GUAUUUUUGGGAAUCGUUUUCCGUAGCACGAAUUCUUACCGCUGGCCGGCUGCAGAGCGAGGCUCUAGGCUGUGCCUCCGUCCACGACGGCGGCGAAUCACGAGCGAUUUCAAAGGGAUGAUGAAGUCGAAUGCGGCGGCGAUUUGUGAUGCGGAGGUUCUGCAGUGGUGGAUUUUGGGUAUCCUCGGAGAAUUUGGUGUUCGGUAGAGUGCGCUUUACUGAAGGGUGAGGCGGUCAUGGCUGACAUUUGCCACGGCCAACCUCUCAUUCGAAAGUCAAAACGAUAUCAUUUAGGUUUGAAUCCUUUCUUGCAGCUUUGUCUUCUGAAGAACUUCAGGGAUCCGAAAAAUAUAAUGAUACUUAUAUGUGCUUCCUGGACAACGAACUUAGAGAGGGUUUUUUUGGUUGAGAGGAGAAUGGCAGAACAUAAAAUGAAGCACCCUGAGGAGAGGAUAAUCAGUCUUGGAGUUUCCGAAACAUCAAAGCCCCUUCCUGAGUUCAUAACAUCUGCAAUGGCUAUGAAAUCACUUACAUUGUCUACCUUGGACGGCAACAGUGUCUAUGGAGCUAGGCGAGUUGAAGAACAAUUAAGAGCUGAAAUUGCGUCAAAAAUUUAUGGUGAUCUUGGCAUUGAGAAUGAUGAUAUUUUUAUAUCUGAUGGUACAUUGUGUGACAUUUCUCGUCUACAGAUACUAUUUGGGCAUGACAAGAUAAUUGCCGUUCAGGACCCUGUGUAUUCAGCCUAUGUGGACUUGGGCGUCAUUAUGGGACAAAGUGGGGAAUUCCAGAGUGAUCUUAAGAAGUUCAAAAAUAUUAAGUACAUGAAAUGUACUCCAGAGAAUGAUUUCUUUGCAGAUUUGUCAACUAUUUCACCAGCUGAUCUCAUCUUUUAUUGUUCGCCAAACAAUCCAACUGGUGCUGCUGCUACAAAGGAGCAGUUAAUGGGUCUUGUACAAUUUGCUAAAGACAAUGGUUCAAUAAUAAUCCAUGAUGCCACAUACUCCAUGUAUAUAUCAGAUGAUAGCCCGCGUUCUAUCUUUGAAAUUCCCGGAGCAAAAGAGGUUGCCAUCGAGACAUCUUCCUUCUCAAAAACAGCAGGGUUUUCUCGCAUUCGUCUUGGUUGGACGGUAGUUCCUAAAGAGCUUCUCUAUUCAGAUGGAUUUCCCAUCGCCAAGGACUUCAAACGCAUAUCAAAUACUUGUUUCAGCGGUGCAUCUAUCAUUGCUCAAGUUGGUGGAUUGGCCUGCCUCUCACCCAAGGGCUGGAAAGCUACACAAGACAUUAUUCAGUCCUACAAAAACAAUACUAAACUAAUAGUGGACACAUUUAACUCACUUGGUUUCAAAGUGUAUGGAGGGAAAAAUGCACCUUUUGUGUGGGUCCAAUUCCCUGGUCGGAGCUCGUGGGAUGUUUUUGAUGAAAUCCUUGAAAAGAUCCAUGUUUCUGUAACUCCUGGGAGUGGAUUUGGCCCAACAGGCGAAGGAUUCAUAAGGGUUGCUGCUCUGAAUCAAGAGGCUGAUGUUCUUGAAGCAUGUGAGAGAUUCAAGCAGCUCUUUAAAUCCACCAGAGCCUAUAACUAGUGUUAGAAAUAUAAUAGAAAGAAAAAAAAAUAUCUAUUAAUAAAAAUAAUAUUCAAUAAAAAUACAAAUACCUAUCAAAA
Messenger RNA from Malania oleifera, 1660 nucleotides. Its product is annotated as probable LL-diaminopimelate aminotransferase, chloroplastic. The transcript has 8 exons. Gene Ontology annotation, molecular function: pyridoxal phosphate binding; L,L-diaminopimelate:2-oxoglutarate transaminase activity. The record is from RefSeq and is a predicted model, not a curated record. Gene Ontology annotation, cellular component: chloroplast. The coding region runs from base 237 to 1580 and encodes 447 amino acids. Lineage: Eukaryota; Viridiplantae; Streptophyta; Magnoliopsida; Santalales; Ximeniaceae.